Molecule: messenger RNA, 648 nt
Organism: Apiotrichum porosum
Lineage: Eukaryota; Fungi; Basidiomycota; Tremellomycetes; Trichosporonales; Trichosporonaceae
Exons: 3
Coding region: 1-648 (215 amino acids)
Biological process (GO): transcription initiation at RNA polymerase II promoter
Cellular component (GO): transcription factor TFIID complex
Molecular function (GO): protein heterodimerization activity
Source: RefSeq, a predicted model, not a curated record
AUGGCUCACUCGCGCAACACUCCACAUACCCAUCUCCAGUCCGGCACAGCGGCCGCGUACAUGAACCGUGUCAUCGGCCAGACCUUGGUUCGACGCGGGUUUGAUGGCGCAGAGGCCGGCGCUCUGACUGAAAUGGAACGGCUGCUCGAGCACCACAUCCAGAGGUUAUUUGAGAAUGCACACGACUAUGCACGUCUCUCAGGCCGUAGCCUCCCACAUGCGGUGGACCUCUUUGCCGCUCAUGAAGACAGUGGAUGGGACGUUAGGAGUCUGCGACGAGAAGCAAAGCGCAAGCGUGCAGGUGUCACUCUUCCCACGUCCGAAGAGCCCCCAGAACCCGCAGCGCCUAUCAACAUCGCCUCCAUCCCGGAAGGCGACGGCGACGUCAAACCCAAGCUGGCGAAGGCACCAGAGUACGCUUGGGAUGGCGCUCCCGCUCUUCCAGAUCCAUGGACGUACAAGCCCGACCUUGUUCCCCCACCGCCACCACCAAGUUCCAAGGUCACAGCAGGCGUGCUCGAGUUUAUGAAAUUGACGGCGUCCGAGAGAGGUGAUAUUCCUGCCGAGCUGGGUCUGGUGGAUUAUCGACGAGCCGACACGAGGGAAGGAAGGAAGAAAUGGGGUGUCAAGGGUAUUGGCGCGGCGUAG